Messenger RNA from Athene cunicularia (burrowing owl), 1836 nucleotides. RefSeq names its product mitochondrial poly(A) polymerase (gene MTPAP). Gene Ontology annotation, molecular function: poly(A) RNA polymerase activity. Gene Ontology annotation, cellular component: mitochondrion. The record is from RefSeq and is a predicted model, not a curated record. The transcript is spliced from 8 exons. Lineage: Eukaryota; Metazoa; Chordata; Aves; Strigiformes; Strigidae. Bases 294 to 1574 code for a protein of 426 amino acids.
CUGAAGUCAGUAUCAGAAAGAAGACAUUCACUGAGGUCCAAACAGAACGAUUGGAGCAAGCAGAACGGACCGUUUUAAUUAAGUGUCCACCAAAACUUAACGAAAAGAAAUUAUUGCGGUAUUUAUCCAGUCAUGGAAACAUUAAGAGUCAUUUCUUGUUUGAAAAUCGUGGUAUCCAUGCUUUAAUAGAAUUUUCGGAAAAGAAGAGUAUAGCCUCAUUGCAGGAUGCUAUUGGAAUCCCAAGUGCUGUAGAGCGUCAUGUUGUCCCAUUUAAAUCUAGAAUUUUUACUUUUAUGCUGAAAAACCCAGUGGGUCAAGCUGCUGAAGAGACACCAGUUCACCUCUCUCCUCAGUCUCACAUUCCAGUGAAAGACCUUAUUCAAAAGCUUUGUCACGCAGACAGUAUAAGCAGUCAGAUGUACAUUCUACUGAAUGAGUAUCAGCUUACAGAGGAAAAUAUCAGGCUCCGAUUUCUGGCCUGUUCUCUGGUUCGGGAUUUCGCACGUGCGUAUUUUCCAGACAGCGUGGUAAGGCCAUUUGGCUCUUCAGUCAACACCUUUGGCAAAUUGGGAUGUGAUGUGGACAUGUUUCUGGACUUCCAUGACACACAAAAGCAUGUUACAAAAAUGAAAAAAGGUCCCUUCGAAAUGGAGUAUCAGAUGAAAAGAUUACCAUCUGAAAGAUUAGCAAAUCAGAAAAUUCUUUCUGUGAUUGGUGAUUGCCUCGAUAAUUUUGGCCCUGGAUGUGUGAGCGUGCAGAAGAUACUCAAUGCUCGCUGCCCUCUGGUGAAAUUUUCCCAUCAACCAACAGGAUUCCAGUGUGAUCUGUCAGUGAGCAACAGCAUUGCUAUAAAAAGUUCAGAACUCCUGUAUAUCUAUGGCUGUCUGGAUUCCCGUGUAAGAGCGCUAGUGUUCAGUGUACGGUGUUGGGCCCGUGUUCAUGGACUUACAAAUAGUGCUCCUGGUACCUGGAUUACAAACUUCUCUCUGACCAUGAUGGUCAUGUUUUUUCUGCAAAGGAGAUCACCACCUAUCAUUCCAACUCUAGACCAACUUAAAGUACUGGCAGAUGACAAAGACAUGCAUGUAAUUGGAGGAUAUGAUUGCUCAUUUGUUAGUGAUUUAAGCAGGAUUAAACCUACAGAAAAUACAGAAACACUUGAUGUAUUGUUGGGUGAGUUUUUUGAAUAUUUUGGAAACUUUGAUUUCAGAAAGAAUUCCAUAAAUCUUCGAAAGGGAAAGGAAGUAAAUAAACCUGAGUCGUCUCCUCUUUAUAUCUGGAAUCCCUUUGAACAAGACCUUAAUAUCAGCAAGAAUGUUAAUCAGCCACAGCUGGAGAAAUUUGUAGCUAUGGCCAGGGAAACUGCCUGGAUUUUACAGAAAGAAGAUAAAACUCAGCAAAUGAUCAAUAAAGAACCUUGGGGACUGGCAGCCCUACUGAUACCAUUUGGAAAAAGUAAUCCCAGCAAGAUGAAGAACAGGGUGAAAAGAAUAGGAAGUGAAACAAUCAGAAACCUUUUGGACUCUUUAAAGUUAAAUAGUACAAACAGUCUACAGAAAGCAGUGGAAAAGUGACUUUCAGCACAGAAACACGGUAGCUGAUAUUCUGUUUUAGGAAUUGAAUGUGACACACUGUCUGAAGAACAUUACUUUUAAUAACAUUACUUUUAUUAUUUCUAUUAAUGGUGAAGUGGAGAGUCAAAUGACCUCUGUUUUCCAUUGUGAUACUUUUUGUACAGGUCUGCUUUCUUUCUGUACAUUUUUCUCCUCCUUACUCUUCACUUUUCCAUCUGUUUUAUGAAUGAAGAGCAUUGAAAUGCAAUUUUACAGAUACGUU